Molecule: messenger RNA, 5889 nt
Organism: Acanthaster planci (crown-of-thorns starfish)
Lineage: Eukaryota; Metazoa; Echinodermata; Asteroidea; Valvatida; Acanthasteridae
Product: plexin-A2-like
Biological process (GO): semaphorin-plexin signaling pathway; regulation of cell migration
Cellular component (GO): semaphorin receptor complex; plasma membrane
Molecular function (GO): protein binding; semaphorin receptor activity
Source: RefSeq, a predicted model, not a curated record
AUUAAAGUGUCAGCAAGAUGGAACCAAUUAUAACGUUGCACAGUCAGCAUAUGUGGCUACCAUUGGAUCUGCCUUGGCAUCAAACGGUGAUUUGGAGGUUGGCGAGAGGGUUUUGUUCGUCACUUUCUCCGAGUCAAUAGUGAAUGAGAAGGAACCCACAGAGUUAUCAGCCGUCUGUAUGUAUUCCAUCAAGAAGAUCAACGAACAGUUCAACAGUCGAAGGAAGGAUUGUGCACUUGGACAGACAAGUAAUGCCAAGAUCCCUUGGCUUCCUAACACAGAAUGUGCUGAUCAAGCAAGCCCUCUCCGGGCUCUUGUGGAUAUGAUCGAUGAAGAAGGUACUGAGUAUUGCCAUCAACAGGAUUUCCUUUACCCGCUUGGUGGCAACACACCCAUUGCAGCAGAGGCAAUCUACACUGACAGUUCCAUUCUGUCUGCCAUUGCUGUCACUGCACAUCUCGAAGAGACUGUCAUCUUCCUUGGAGAUCAACUUGGCCAUCUGAAAAAGUUGUGGUUCAAGUCACCCACAGAAGCUGUGCUGUACGAGGAGGAGGCCAUACUUGAUGAAUCACGGCCUGUAGUCAGGAAUGGCAUCAAGUUUAGCCCGGAUAAGAACUUCAUCUACUUCAUGACAGAACGGAAGAUCCAUAAGAUUCCUGUGGAGGACUGCUCCACUCACACAACCUGUGAGGAUUGCCUGGGAAUCGGCAACGGUGUCGGUGACCCCUACUGCGGCUGGUGCUCCCUCCAAAAGAGCUGCACAAGACGGAGUCAGAGCGAGUGCGUCGGGUCAGAGGACCCUUCCAAUCUGCGCUGGCUGGGGAAGCUGGACCAGUGCAUUGCCAUCUUAUCUGUGGACCCGCCCAACACACCCAGCAGCGGAACGCAAGAGCUGACACUAACUACCAGGGGUCUACCCCAGCUGGACCCAGCCAGCAGCUUCAUCUACAAGUGCAAGUUUGGGGAUCUCGCUAUGCAGCCAGCCACGUUGGAUUUUGCCAACAAUGCCUCCAAGGUCCGCUGCUACACACCCCCCCUUGACCAGCUUCCGGCAGUCCAAGGUUUCCUGCGUGUGGAUCUCUCCAUCCUUGCCACGGAGACCAGCCUGGACAUCGUCAGCACCAACUUUGACUUCUACGACUGCAGCACUUUCACCAGCUGCACAGCCUGCGUGGGUAACGAGUACAGGUGCGACUGGUGCAUCUUUGAGAACCAGUGCAUGGGACAUUCCUCGUCCUGUGACGCUGACGGUAUCAUCACCAAACAACAGCAGGGUGUGCCUAAUGGGGAGAUGGCCUGCCCUCGUAUUGUGAAUGACGGCAAUGAGAUUCUCAUUCCAGUGGGAGUCAGCACCAGCUUCGGUGUCGCUGCUGCAAACCUGCCAUUACCCAAGGGAUUUUUGCAGUAUCAAUACACCUCGGAUGUCAAUGAUUUGCCAGUGGUUCUAACAGUGGAGUGGAAUGACAACUACAAAAUUGACAAUCCUGAUGACCUCGCUGUUAACCUGUACAAGUGUGAGGUGAAGCGUCCCAAUUGUGGUGACUGCUUGGCCGGACCUGACAAGUACCGGUGCGGAUGGUGUCACGCUGACGGUGCGACCACAGGUGACACAUGCAGUCUGCAGUCAAAGUGCGACAACAGCUGGUUGAGUGGGGAGGCACUCUGUCCCGAUGCCUUCAUCACGGAUUUCUCCCCCAAGAGUGGCUACGUGAGAGGCGGCACCAACCUGACCAUAACCGGUAUCAACCUUGGACAGAAAGCGGAGGAUAUUCGCAGCGUGACUGUGGCGGGCACAGUCUGCACUAUCGAACAGAGCGGCUAUAUUGUGGCAACACAAGUUGUAUGCUACACCCAGGCCUCUGGUGAAAAGGAAGGAGAGAUAGAGAUUGUGAUUGGGAGCGGAAAUCAGAUGGACGCUGAAGAAACUGUCACGGCUCGAUCUGAGGAACCAUUCAGAUAUGUGGUGCCAGAGCUGACAGCUGUUCAGCCGUCAUUUGGCCCAGUGUCAGGAGGGACCAGUAUUACCAUCACUGGCAAUUAUCUGGACGCUGGCCAAGAUGUCAUCACCGUGGUGGGUGGACCGGAAUGCAAACUCAUCAGGCGAUCAUUAAACGAGUUGGUAUGCAAGACGCCCAACAGCGCUGUGGGUAUCAGUCAGGCCUCAGUACAAAUGCUCUUUGAUGGGGAGGCAAAUGAUGCCAGCCUUAAUUUUGAAUACAGGCAAGAUCCUGCGAUCACCGGUCUGAAUCGAUACAGAAGCAUAAAAAGUGGUGGGUUGGAUAUCAAGGUGGAGGGGACCAACCUGGAUGUGAUACAGAACCCCGAAAUACAGUUCACCAUCAACAACAAGACCAAGUUGACUUUGGCCUGCAACGUUCUCAGCCAGGCCGAAAUGAUCUGCCCCUCGCCGGACGUCAGCCCCUAUGCCGUCCAGGCCGUGCCCAAGGCCAACUACGGCUUUGUCCUGGACGGCGUCCAGAACUNUCACCUCCCUGAAGGACUUGACCACGGUCCAGCCCUUAAGUUUUUCCCGGACCCCGUCUACUACAAGUUUGAUGACCAGAAAAACAUCCGGAAGUUGAAGCUUGAUCAGACACUCAUCCUGGAAAUACAAGGUGAGAAUCUGACCCUUACCUACAAGGAGGGGGAUGUCAAUGUGACCAUUGGUGACGCAGUCUGCAAAGACGUGACCCUGAUUGCCACCACACUGACAUGCUCCCCGCCAACUGAACAACCGCAGAGCAAGACGGGAGCAGAAUUCCCUGAAGUCGUGGUGUACCAUGGCAACCGCAAUUUCACCAUCGGUCAGGUGGAGUAUGUCGGAGAGGACUUCUCGGUCUACAUCCUGAUUGGAGCAGCCGUCAUCAUCGUCAUUUUGAUCAUCAUAAUCAUCUUGUGCAUUUCCUACCGCAAGGCCUUUGCCAAUGACACCAUCGUGAAGCAGAUGGAGGCCCAACGAGACCAGCUGGAGCUGCAGGUGGCCCAGGAGUGCAAAGAAACCUUUGCCGAGCUGCAGACAGACAUGACGAUCCUUACCGGUGAUCUGGAGGCUAUACCUUACCGAGAGUACCACUUGUACUGUGUCAGGACGCUCUUCCCCGACCAGCCCAACCACUGCGUGCUGAGGGAGCUGGCACUUGCAGGGGCCAGCAAGAGCCGUAUCGAGCAGGGCCUGGUCCAGUUUGAGCAGCUGGUCAACAACAAGCCCUUCCUGCUGACUUUCAUCCGGACGCUUGAGGCCCAGAAGGGCUUCACCCAGAAGGACAAGAGCAACGUGGCCUCCCUGAUCAUGGUGGCCCUGCAGGGCAAGAUGGACUACUCCACGGCCAUCCUGAAGGUGCUUCUCAAGGACCUGAUUGAGAAGCACGUGGAGAAGGACCGCGCCCGCCUCCUCAUGAGGAGGAACGAGUCGGUCGCUGAGAAGAUGGUCAGCAACUGGCUGUCUUUCCUGCUGUACAACUUCAUCCGGGAGACGGCUGGCGAGCCGCUCUUUAAGCUUUUCUACGCCAUCAAGCAGCAGAUGGAGAAGGGGCCCGUAGAUGCCAUCACUGGAGAGGCCCGCUACGGGCUGAGCGAGGUCAAGGUCAUCCGACAGCAAAUCAACUACACGCUCAUGACGGUCAAUGCCAUCGGUCUGGUCAAGGAUGCUGAGCCCGUCCAGGUCAAGGUCUUGGACUUUGACACCAUCUCCCAGGUCAAGGAGAAGAUCCUGGACGUGCUGUACAAGACGCUACCUUACAGUCACAGGCCGCCCAAGGAGGAACUGGACCUGGAAUGGCGAGAGGAAGGAAAGAUACUGCAAGAUGACGACAGCAAGACUGAGGGAGAGUGGAGGAGACUAAACAUGCUCUGCAACUACCCAGGGCUUGGUGAUGGUGCAACGUUAGCGCUGGUACCCAAGCAAGGCUUCAUGUCAGUUUACUCCAGUUCCAAAUACAUGGCCAUGCCAUCAGCCAAUAGCCCCGCCCGCUCCGUGACCACGCCCAUGCUGUCGCCGGACGUGGACGUCAACGGCACCAAGCUGUGGCAUCUGGUCAAGCCGUCCGAUUCGGAGUACCACAAGUCUGGGGACAAGGUCCACAAGAUGAUGGCAGAGAUCUACCUACCGAGACUGCUGACCACUAAGGGUGUACUGCAGACGUUCGUGGACGAGCUGUUUGAGAUGAUCUUCAGUGUCAACCACCGCGGCAACACCUUGCCCAUCUGCAUCAAGUAUCUCUUUGAUCUCCUUGACGACCAGGCCAAGCACCACAACAUCCAGAACCAGGACGUGGUGCAUUCCUGGAAGAGCAACAGUCUACCACUGAGGUUCUGGGUUAACCUCAUCAAGAACCCCAACAUCAUCUUUGACAUCUACAAGUCGGAGACGGUGGACGCCUGCCUGUCCAUCAUCGGCCAGACCCUGAUGGAUGCCUGCUCAGUCGCUGACCAUCCUCUGACCAAGGACUCCUCGUCCAGUCGGCUGUUGUAUGCCAAGGACAUACCCAAGUACAAGAAAUGGGUUGCUAGGUACUUUGAGGACAUCCGAGCCAUGCCGGCCAUCAGUGAUCAGGACAUGAGUGCAAUGCUUGCUGAACAUUCCCACGCCCACCAGUAUGACUUCCACACCAGCACCGCCCUCAACGAGCUCUACUUCUACUAUGCAAUCACCUACAAGAAACAGAUCAUUGAAGAGCUGGAAGAGAAUGAUUAUCCGAACCUGGCUGAGAAGUUUCGAGCGCUCUGUGAGCAGCUCAACGACACCUUGUAGAGAAAUGGUCAGCAGCCUAACCAUGGAGAUUGAAGAAGAGACUUCCUGAGGAGAGAUUAGAUGGAGUCCAGUGAGUGUCACCGUAUCCAGGACACCAGGCCUGUCACCUGGUGCUCAUGCCACUCAAAUCACUCAGCUGCUAAAGGCCAUUAGGUGGUGAUGAGUCUCGGUGUAAAACUCGAAGCAUACCUGUGUACUGACUCAGCGAUCAGGGGUAGUGUUAAGUGGCUUUUAUUUGUCCAAAUCUUCAGGAAUGCUGUUUUAGCAUCGCUUGCGAUUGGCAAAAGUUUUCAUCUGUUGCUCAUUCCGAUGGGAAAUUCACGUGGGGAAUAAAAAAUUAAUCUUUCAUAAAAGGAAUGAUAAUUGUUCAGUGCAUUGUGUGUAAUAAUCCCGUUCUUUUUUGUUUUUGUGAUGGUGCUUUUUUGUGUUGCCAUAGAUACUAAAAAAAGUAAAAUUGAAUGACAUUGAUGCAGUGUGUUUGUAACAUCAAGCCUUUGUUGUGUCCAAAGAAUUAGCGUAAAAAAUAACGAGUGUGUUUUUGUGACCAAGAACUAAUCUGAAAUGUAAAGGAAUGACUGUCUACUUAGAAUGACUGUCUCACUGCGAGCGUAAAAUAUUUUUUCAUUACAGUCGAACUAUUUACACCCUACUGAUAUCCUUGGCUGUUGGAGAAGGGAACCUUUGUGUAUUUCUUUUUUUACUUUGUGACUGUCUUGUGUAAUUUAACAACAAUGCAAUAAUCCUCUUCCUUUUUCUUAACGAGACAGUUUUACGGCAGUUUGAAAGGAACUGCCUUUUUUGAUGUCAGUCACUUUCAGGAUUGAAUUUUUUUUCCAGAAUAUUUUUGUUGGAAAAAAAAAAUCUGCUUUUGUAAAAACUGCGGUACAUACCACCGAUAUUGGACAGAAACGUUUGCAGUUUGAAACUCUAACUUAAACAUUCAGUGCACGUCUGUCCUUGCGAUGCAGGGUUGUUCAACAACUCCCUCCCCUGGUGAAGGGCAUAACACCGGGCGUUUAAUAGACUCUGCCAAUUAGUUGGGCGUGCAGACUGUUGAAACACUGAUUCUUAGCUCGGGGUGAGCACAGAGCUGAGCAUGGAAAAAUCGUCCCUGCUCGGGUUGGGGGAUGAAAGAGAAG